Molecule: messenger RNA, 2337 nt
Organism: Acanthisitta chloris (rifleman)
Lineage: Eukaryota; Metazoa; Chordata; Aves; Passeriformes; Acanthisittidae
Gene: GTSE1
Product: G-2 and S-phase expressed 1
Exons: 11
Cellular component (GO): microtubule cytoskeleton; cytoplasmic microtubule
Molecular function (GO): microtubule binding
Source: RefSeq, a predicted model, not a curated record
GCGCUAUGGAGGAAGGAAAGGAGCCGGCGGCACGCGGUGCGGGUGAUGUGGUGGGAGAAGCACGGGAUGUUUGCUCGAGCAGCGGUAGGUGAAGAGCGUGUUGGGGGUUUCCUGGCGAGAAUCGCAGUCUCCAGGGUUGGAGGAGCUAAAACUUUACCAUCUGGCAUCAGCUUCACCAAACUGUCAAAGCAUAAUGCAAUCAUUUUCAUUGCAAAUCCCCAGUGUGACAAAAUCCUUGUAGUUUCAGACUGUCCUCUUCUGACUGAUGAGAAGUUUGAUUUUGACCUUUCACUCACUUCAGUAAGUGGAAGUGAAGAUGAAGUUUUUGUGGGACCUUUGGGACACAAAGAAAGAUGUAUUUCUGCCAGAAUGGAAGCAAACAAGAGUGUCUCUGUUUUUGAUGAUAAACUUGUGUGGAGCCCGCUUCAAGGAGAGAAAUUUGUAGAAAUUUUCAAAGAAGCUCAUUUGUUAGCACUGCAAAUAGAGACUGGAAGCAAGAAUGAAGAGACUAGAAGCAAGAAUGAAGAGACUAAAAUAAGCAAAUUGGAAGAACAGGAAGAAGAGAGUACACAAGCAUUUGUGGAGGACUCAGAGUCAAAGUUGAAAAUACUGGGGAACAAAAUUAUGGAAAGGCCCAGAGCUGUUAAACGGGAGACUUACUGUGUGCAGGACAGCCCAGCAUGUCAGCUGCCACCUUGUUUUCUGAAGGCAUCAGAUAAGCCUUUGUCAGAUGGCAAAACACAUGUUCUUCCUACUCCUGCAAGCAGAAGCCCUGUGAAAGUCUGUGUGUCUCCUACAAAAAUUGCCAGUUUGUCUCUGACACAGGAAGAGAAAACUAAAACAGAUACAAAGGCAACUGGCAAACUGCCAAUGGCAAAACCUUCAUCUGCUCUUGGAAAAAGUAAUUUGUUGACUAUUGAAAAGCUCAAAUCAGGAAAAAACAGUCGUAUUUCUACAAAAAGCAUGGGAUCAUCUGAAGAUCUGAUUUCUGAUAAAUCUAGUGCUGCUUCAGAUGUCUUCGAGUCUUCGGUCAGUGGCAGUUCCUCAGCACAAGACACAAAAGUUCUUCCUGCACCAAGUAAGCCUGGCUUAAGGAAGAUGACAUAUCUGAAACCUCCUGGUGUUGCCAGUGGUCUCACAAGAAAGACGACUACAUCAUCAUCUUCAUCAUCAGUUUCCAGCAUGAACUCAAGUCUGAAUUCAAGUUUACCCAUUUCUCCCAUAGGAAAAAAAGGAAAAUCAAGCAUGUCAGCAAACCCUGGUGUGAGUGGCUCUAAGCUUUCAUCUGGCACAAGCAGGCUGGCCUUUGUCAGACCUGCCACAGUGUCAUCUCUGCAGGCUGCCAAUACUGAGAAAUUCAGGAAGCAAGUGAGAUCAGCUAGUACUCCCAAAGUGUCUAGUACUAUGAGCUCAGCUAAAUCUUCAGCUUCUGCAACAUGUUCUGAGGCUGUAAGCAGUGGAAUCCAGAGACUGAGCUCUGCUCCCAGUCUGCAGCAGCUAUGUCAGCAGAAUAAAGAUGGAAGUGCAGCAAAAGGAAGCCUGUGUCCAAAGCCCAAGGCUAGAAUUUUGUCUGUUCCCUUGAGUCAGACUAAGGCUAUGGUGAAAACUGGAGACGCAACACCAAACAAAUUGGCACCAAAAGCAACAUCAUCUCUUGGAUUAACAUUUUGUGGCACACCUGGAAGUGCUAUGGCAGUCAGCACUCCUAUAAAAACCUCAGAAGAUAAGGCAUUUCAGAGUUUUUGUUUUCCUGAGAGGUCUGUCUCCAUGACUCCUGCCAGUCUGAAGCGCUCUGGUUUGCCCACGCCUGUUCGACGUAUCUCAGGAUUCCAAGCAGUGACUCCUAAAACUGUACCUAGAAUGGCAUGUACUCCACGUGCUGCAUCUCUUUGCCAAAGCUCCAGAUUUCCUACCAGAAAGACUCUUACAGCUGGUUCUAAACAGAAAAAAGAGAGUAAGACACAGGUAUCUUCUGAUGAAGAUGAUACAUCUCCACCUGUGCUACCUCUUACACUUAACUUCUCACCAGAAAAAACUGCUACAGAAGUAGUAGAAGAUGAAUUAAAAGAGGCUGAAGUACAAAAUCAGCUCGUGGAAGAGAAGCAACCUGAGGCCUUACUGGUAGAUAUUGGAGUAGACAAACCUCUCCCACAUGCUUCUGAAUGUGAAAGUAGACCUCUGAUUGACCUUUCAAAUACUCCUGAAGUGAGUAAGAUUACUCCUCCAAAGCCUGUAUUUGCAGGGCACAUAAAGCUAAUUGAUUUGAGUUCGCCUCUUAUCACUCUGAGUCCUGAUGUGAACAAAGAAAAUCUGGAUUCCCCUCUACUCAAAUUUUGA